AGAAAAAUCCAAACACCAGAAAAACCCUAACGGUGACAGAAACAGUUGCUGUUGGGAAUGUAAUUCAGGACCUGAUCUCUUCCACGCGUCUAGUGUUGCAGCGGUGCCGUUAACGGGUGAAAUCUGUCCUCGCCAGCUGUGUCAGCAUCAUGUCCGACAUGAAGGCUUCCUGUCAGGAGUUUGAAGUGACCGUCCACACCUCACCUGGUACAACCUGCGGAACCUUCAGCCGCCUGUGGCUCAGUCUGAUUGGCUCGCAGGGGGAGACUCCGCCCAUCAGCGUGAACGAGGGCGACAGUCAUCUCCUGCCUGGGUCGACGUGUCCGGUAUGGGUCCGGGCCAACCGAUCUAUGGGUCGUCUGAUUCUGGUCCGGCUUCAUCUGGAGGCUCGAACCGGAUACCCCAACCUGGACUGGCACUGCAACCGGGUGGAGGUCCGCAGGCUGGCAGACCGGCAGGCCGAGCAGGGAGGGCGAAGUCAGACUGGACCUGAGGAUCCAAAACUACAGGUGUUCCUUUGUGAAAGAUGGCUGCGAACAACAGACGGCGACGUAGAGCUGCGGAGCGGAAAGCUGUGUUUGCCAAAGGACGAGACAGAGGAGAAGCUAAAGCAGCAGCGACUCAGGCAGCUGCAACGUCAGCAGAAGCUCAUCAGAUGGCGUAAAUUUGUCGACGGCGCUCCUCAAUGCGUUGACUUGAAGAGUAUCUCUGAACUCGGGCCGAACCUCAGCUACACACACAAGAGUCCAGUCACUAACGUGCACUACCUGAAAGGCUUCCUGGACAGAACUCAGGCCUGGCCGGGUUUCGCAGAGCUGGAGACGGUUUUCACCCACAGCGGACACCAGAACAACACCGCCUGGUUUGUAAAGACUCACUGGAUGGAGGACUGGUAUUUUGGCUACCAGUGUCUGAAUGGCUGCAACCCUCUGCUGCUGCGUCAGACCCGCCUCCUCCCUCCAAACCUGUCCGUCAGCUCUGACAUGCUCCGCCCCUUCCUGCCUGAAGGCUCCUCCCUCGAGCAGGAGCUAGAGAAAGGAACCAUGUACCUGCUGGACUUUGAAGUUUUGGACGGCGUCCCAGCCAAUGUGGUCAACGGGAAGCAGACGUAUCUGUCUGCUCCGAUGUGCCUCCUCCACCUGAACCAGCAGGGCCAGCUGCUCCCCAUCGCCAUCCAGUUGCAGCAGACACCCGGCCCUCAGAACCCCGUCUUCCUGCCCUCUGACCCCGGCUGUGAUUGGCUGCUGGCUAAGAUUUGGGUUUACAGUGCAGACUUCCAGUGUCACCAGUUGGCCUCCCACUACCUGAGGACUCACAUGCUGGGGGAGCUGUGCUGCGUGGCCACGCUGCGACAGCUGCCGGAGCCACACCCACUGCACCAGCUGCUGAUGCCACACCUCAGGACGUCGCUACAGAUCAACAUCCAGGCCAGAGCCUCGCUGCUGGCUUCUGACGGAGUGUUUGAUAAGGCGAUGGGCUGCGGUCUGAAGGCGCUACCUGUCCUCCUGUCCCGGGCGUCAGAAAGGAUUUAUUAUUCAUCUCUGUGCGUCUGUGACGACGUGAUCGAGCGCGGUGUGGACAGACUGCCGCAGAGCUACUACGCCCAGGACGCACUGAGAGUCUGGGACGCGCUGCACAGGUUUGUAAUCGGCUGGGUGGAUCUGUAUUACAGCGGAGACGACGAGGUGCUGCAGGACUCUGAGCUUCAACACUGGAUCACCGACAUCAACGCACACGGAUUCAACCCAGACUCAGGUUUCCCCCAGUCUUUCCAGACCAAAGCAGAAGUGUCCAAGUUCGUCACCAUGGUCAUCUACUGCUGCUCAGCUCUACACGCCGCUGUUAACUUCUCCCAGUUUGAUUUCGCCCUCUGGAUGCCCAACAGACCGCCAUCCAUGUUGCGUCCUCCUCCGCAGGUCAAAGGCUCGGUGACGGAGGACGACAUCAUGUCCUUCCUGCCGGAUGUGAACUCGACCUGUCGCGUCCUGACGGUGCUGGCUCUGCUGUCGCAGCCCAGCGUCGACUUUGUUCCUCUGUGUCACUACAAGGAGGCCGUGUUCAGAGACGACGCCCACCGCAGGCUGGUGGAGGAGGUGCAGGCUGAACUCAAGGCCAUUUCUGAUGACAUCACAGAGCGCAACAGCCAACUGGAGCUGCCGUACCCUUACCUCUUACCCACACAUGUCGAGAACAGCGUGGCCAUUUAAAUCCUCUUCCUUAGCAACUCGUGCUCGUUUUAUAAAGGAAUGACGUCUGUGUAAUCAGCUGCAUGUGAUUUAAUAUUUGAUUUAUUAUAAUUUUCUACAUCCGUUUGUUUUCUUUUGCAGACACGGUCAUGUUGUGGAUAAAAGACCUCCGAGACAGAAAUACCUGAUUGGUUUUCUGUUGAUUUACUAAUCAAUUAAUUGACCUAUCCUGCGCUGGUUCUUAGCAGCCGUCGCAUGAUUUAAUCUUAAAGAGCAGAACUUUGAAGUUUUCACUUAUUCCCACAAUUUCAUCGCAAAAAAGGCCAAAAAUCAUCGCACUGUUUUUUAGAAAAGCUGCAUCAAAAUCACAAAAAAAGGCUGCAAAAUCCUGGAGGGACUGAACAGCUAGUUCCUGUUGGGGUGUCUUUUAGCAGCAAUGUGCCAUUAUUACCCAAAAACACGAACUAUUUUGCUAUGUUUAAUAAAUACGACACCACUUUUGCAAGUCGGCACUAUCGAUAGCAGCCAACAGCCAACAAACUGCAACUUUCAAAUGUUCAUUUUAAACCGACAAACAUCAUGCGUGUAAUUCAGAGCACAAUUCAAACGGGAUCAAAACAUUAGUUUUCUCUCGCCGUUGACUAUUGUACAUAUUUUUUUCACAAUAAGGUCACAUGGCGGUCCACCGGAAGGGACGGGGCUUUCACCAUCUCAGUUUAGCAUGUUCGCAUGCUUAUAUUUGCUAUUUAGCAGCGAAGUACAGCUGAGGCUGAUGGGAAUAUAUGUAUUUGGUCAGAAACCAAAGUUUAAUAAUAAAUAAUAAAGCCAACAGUUGCAGUCUGGAGUAAAAGGAACGCUGCCAGUGUGACCAACAACAGAACAGAGUUAGUUUUCUGAAGGGUUGUGUUCAGGUUGUGAAACAAAGGGAACAGAAAGCUGUGAUUACUUGUUAAAUUACAUUUUAUUACAGGAAACCUGCUGAUACUGAUUGUGAACAGAUGAUAACACUGAAAUAAAAGUUGAACUCAGCAA
Molecule: messenger RNA, 3218 nt
Organism: Micropterus salmoides (largemouth bass)
Lineage: Eukaryota; Metazoa; Chordata; Actinopteri; Centrarchiformes; Centrarchidae
Exons: 14
Coding region: 150-2207 (685 amino acids)
Biological process (GO): lipid oxidation; linoleic acid metabolic process
Molecular function (GO): oxidoreductase activity, acting on single donors with incorporation of molecular oxygen, incorporation of two atoms of oxygen; protein binding; iron ion binding
Source: RefSeq, a predicted model, not a curated record